Wasmannia auropunctata (little fire ant) is the source of this 1353-nucleotide messenger RNA. Its product is annotated as H/ACA ribonucleoprotein complex subunit 1-like. Gene Ontology annotation, cellular component: extracellular matrix. The record is from RefSeq and is a predicted model, not a curated record. Lineage: Eukaryota; Metazoa; Arthropoda; Insecta; Hymenoptera; Formicidae.
AUGCGCACCUCUCCGCCUCCCACACCCUCCCACAGUGCGGUCGGUCAUUCUAAUACCCAGUUAAUACAUGGAUAUGCAGUACGAAGGAUAAACUGUAACAAAGGGUCUGCGCCAUAUAUAAACUCCCCGGAGGAUCAUCUUCUCAGUUCGCUUCGUGUCUUCGGUUACAGCAAUAUGAAUUGCCACCAGUUGGCCAAGCUGGUCUUGGUGCUGUCGUGCAUCGGCAGCGAUGUCCUGGCGGGUCUUCUGCCGGGGGGUGGCGCAGGUGCCGGGGGAUAUCAGUACAAUCGACCAGGCGCGGGCGGCGGUGGUUUCGCGGGUAGAGGAUACGCGGGUGACUUCGGUUUCGGGGGUGGCGGCCGCGGUGGCGACUUCGCGGGCAUCGGCAGGGGGAGACCCAGCCAAGCUUACGGUCCACCCGGUGGUGGCGACUUUGGCAGACCGGGUGCAGCCGGAGGAUUCGGAGGGCAACCGUCGUAUAGACAUCCGCAGUUCGGCGAGGGCGGCAGCGGUGGAUACCAAGAUGGUGGUGCCGGAGGAUACCAAGGAGGAUAUGGAUACGGCGGACGCGAUGAAGGAAGGCCGCAACCGUACAGCUUCCAAUAUGAAGUCGUCGAUCCGCCGAGCGGCAACGAUUACUCUCAGCGCGAGAGCAGCGACGGUAAUGUCGUUCAAGGAGAGUACAGAGUUCUGUUGCCGGACUCGAGGACGCAAAUUGUUCGGUACAUGGCUGACGAUGUAAAUGGAUACAACGCGGAGGUUCAGUACGAAGGACAGGCUCAAUAUUCUCGUGGUGGUUUGGGAGGAUACGGAGGAGGCGGAUAUCAAGGUGGCGGUUAUCAAGGAGGCAGAGGUGGCGGUUUCGGUGGACCUGGAAAUGGUUUUGGAGGCGGUUUCGGUGGCGACGGUGCCAGCAAUCAAUAUUUGCCACCGCAUAAUUAUCACAAAUAACCGUUGGACACGGGCUACCUUACCAAAAUAUGGCAUGUACCGCGUGCAUUUCCGGCGACAACCAUCACGGACCUCCCUCGUUUACGGCUUUUAUUCUGAAUACGGUAAUCCUUCGCUCACACACGAGACACGAACCCUCUCCCGAUAGUCCCGAUCACCUAUGCGUCCACGAAUCACUUUCACCUAUAUUUAACGAUUACACAAGGACUAAUUAGGAUAACUUCAUAUGCAUGCAUGAGUGUAUGUAUUUAUAUAUAUGAUAUAUACAUAAUUUUGUACAUGAUAACUGUAUUAUCAAACAUACGCUUGUAUCUUCUGCUAAGCGAUUAUCAAACUCUUAUGUUAUGUACGUAUUUAUACGAGCUUGUAGUAAAACAUGAAUGAAGUAUUCUUUCUACUUAA